Molecule: messenger RNA, 1848 nt
Organism: Diabrotica virgifera virgifera (western corn rootworm)
Lineage: Eukaryota; Metazoa; Arthropoda; Insecta; Coleoptera; Chrysomelidae
Product: zinc finger protein 93
Exons: 6
Coding region: 368-1795 (475 amino acids)
Source: RefSeq, a predicted model, not a curated record
UGCUAAUAUAUAACUCUAUGGAGUUCACAAUACAUAACUUGUACUGUGAGUUGUCUAAAAUGUCCGAUACGCCGGUAAUUUGUUCUUGUUUUAUAUAAUGUUAAUUUAAAAUACAUCAGUGUUAAAAGGAAGUAAUAAAGUUUAUCAACUUUAUUCUUUAUUUUCGAAGAUAGAGGUGUAAUAUGGGGAGAGGGAUCAGGGGGAUGUAAACUGAAUUUUGAAUGACUUAAGUCAAUAGAAAAAGAAGAAUUGUACAACCUAUUCAUUUCAUAUUUUGACAUCUAUCUAGGUUAGAUCAUCAUGCACUUUGGGGAAAAUUAAUAAUAAAAAAUAUAGCAAUUUAUUAUAUUUUGUCUUUAGAAAAAAGAUGGAAACUACAACAGAAGAAUUAGGUAAAACUAGUCCAAUCAAGAAUGAUUUAAAUAAAGAUUCCUUAGAGUUAGAUACCUCACCCAAAAAAUUAAAAUAUAAAUGCCAAUUUGAAAACUGUGACGUUGCAUAUAGAAAAAAAUGGUUAUUGGAGGAACAUAUUAGAAAACAUAAUAAAGAGAGACCUUUCGUAUGUACAUCGCCUGACUGUAAUAAAACAUUCACGAAAGAUUCCCAUUUAAAACGUCACAAAGUUAUGGUCCAUGAAAAGUCUUGUGAACAAAUAUGUGACUUUGAGGAUUGUGGGAAAAUCUUCAAUAAUAAGUACAGUUUGAAAAAACACAAAACUAAAGUUCACAACAAGAAUUAUUCCUUUAUUUGCUCUGAGUGUUCUAAAGGAUUCCUCAAGAGGUGCCAUCUAACACAGCAUAUGUUUGUCCACACUGGAGAACCUCCAUUCAAGUGUCAUACGUGUAAUCUCGGAUUUUUGUUAUCAAGAGAUUUAGCUAAACACAAUCGAAAUCACAAAACCUACACAUGUGAAUGUGGAGAAAUUUUUGAUCGAUGGUCCAAGCUUCGUGCUCAUAAAAAGGAUAUUUGCAGACUUAUAGAAAAGAAAUGUAGAAAUUGCAGUACUCUAUUUAGUGAUAAAAAGAACUUGCACGCCCACUAUAAAAUUUGCAGCAGCAAAUUCCGAAAAACAUUUCAAUGUCCUUACUUGAACUGUACCAAAGUGUAUCAGUAUAAUAGAAAUCUGAAGGAUCACAUAAAAAGUAAUCACGGAUCUGAACGACCUAAGAGCUAUGUGUGCAAUAUUGAUAAUUGUGAGAGAGCAUUUUCGCAUCAGUGUCUUUUAAACAGGCAUAUCAAAAAACAUGGAGCUAAGAAGACAGCAUCAAAACGUAAAGAAGAAAAAGCCACCAGGAAGGACAAGGGAACGCGCAAAACAUACCUGCCUGCUACUUUAGCGGGUGUAAAGUUGUCUAGACGAGAACACUUACAAGUGUUGAAAGGUAAUAAAAAGAUACUAAGCGACAUCUCUAAAGUAGGAUCCGAGAAGGAAAAUUUGGAAGCUUAUACUGUCUCGACAGAUACAAAAGUGGAAGAACACCACAAUGAAGUUUGUACUGUGUCUCGAAUGAUUGAUGAUCACGAUUAUGGGAUUCCCUUGGUGCCUAAUGAACGUUUAGAAGUAUCGGAAAACAAGCUAAAUGUUAUCUGUAGGGAUAAGCUUAAAGCAGGAAAUUUAAUAACUUAUAAUGGUGAUGAAACCGAUACAUAUAUGGAAGAAGAUAUUUGUAGCGUCAAAAUCAAUACACCUUUAAUAGAACGUGAUCAUGAUUAUGGAAUACAGCUAUUAUCUGAUGCUAUAUUGCUUGGAGAAUGUGCUCGUGUAUUAAAUAAACUUCAAGAAUAUAUUUCUUAAAUUGUUAUUCUUUUUAUUUAACCUUUAUAAUACACCUUUAUUAAAACCCUAAA